Molecule: messenger RNA, 2181 nt
Organism: Priapulus caudatus
Lineage: Eukaryota; Metazoa; Priapulida; Priapulimorpha; Priapulimorphida; Priapulidae
Product: late secretory pathway protein AVL9 homolog
Exons: 5
Coding region: 97-2181 (694 amino acids)
Cellular component (GO): cytoplasm
Source: RefSeq, a predicted model, not a curated record
AAUCACAGUAUUUCUGUUUAUUUCGUUUAGGUCUGCCGUGUUAUUAUUAAUUAUUGGCCAUAGAUAGGUGACAAAUACAAUCCUUUUGUGUGGAAGAUGGAUUCUGAGGAGAACAGAAAUCCGAUUCUACACGUUGUUGUCGUGGGCUUCCAUCACAAGCGAGGAUGUCAGGUGGAGUAUGCCUACCCUCCGUUCUUCGAGGGAGACGCCGUCGACAGCCACGAAUUGCCCGACGAGUGGCGCCACCUGCCGUCGCUCGCGAUCCCCGACGGCGCACACAACUUCCUCGAGGACUCCGUCUUCUUCCACCUUCCGUCGCGCGAGAGCGCCCGCAAGACCGUCUUCGGCGUGUCCUGCUACCGGCAGAUCGCCGCGUCCGAGCUGCGCGCCGUUGCCGCCGACGUCACGCGCGCGACCGUGCAGAAGAGCGUCUGCGUGCUCACGCGCGCGCCUCUCUACGGCGUCGUUCGCGCAAAGCUCGAGCUCAUCACGCACGCGUACUUCGACGAGCUCGACUUCUCGCGGCGAGGGCUCCUCGAGGAGACCUACCGCAACCUGAGCGCCGGGUUUGCGGCCGGCGUCGUCGAGACGUCGUCGCCCGCGCUCGGGCUGUCGGCGCGCGAGCUCGUCACGCGGUACCGACACCGGCUACUCGCUCUCUUUAAGCUGCUCAUGCUUGAGCGACGCGUGCUGUUUUUCGGCGCGCCCGUGCGCACGCUGUCGGGGACCGUGCUCGCGCUUGUCUCGCUGUUCCCCGGCGCGCUGGAGAUGGGAAUGGAUGAGGCGGCGUACGUGCGGCCGCGCGCCGCCGCCGACGCGCCCGAGGCGAGUGCAGAGUGGGGAGAGUCGACGACGCGGCGGCGGGAGGCGAGUGUAGAGUGGGGAGAGUCGACGACACGGAGGCGGGAGGCAAGGACGCGGCGGCGGGAGGUGAGUGCAGGAGUGGGGAGAGUCGACGACGCGGCGGCGGGAGGCAAGGACGCGGCGGCGGGAGGCGAGGACGCGGCGGGGAGAGUCGACGAGAUCAACGAUCAAAUGGACACGAUGGAAUCCGACGACGCGAGACAUCCGAACGGCCCCGCAGGUGGCGCCGGCAUCAACGCGGACGCGCGCGGGGGGAAGCGCGGGCACGAGGGCAGCACCGACAGCGGCAUCGACUCUCAGUGCAUCGACACGCCGGACCACCCUCCCCCGCCGACGCAGCAGCAGGGCAAUGCGACUCGGGGGAGGAGGUCGGACGAGGAGGAGGAGGAGGAGGAGGGAGGACGUUCGAACGACCGGACGCUCGCCGUAUCCAACGCUUCCUUCCGUCCGCUCGGCUCCACGCAGGAGUUGGACCAGCUGGACGAUCUCACGAUCGAACAAGCGGCGGACAUGUACGCGGCGCCCUCUGGCGACGCCGUCGCGGCGAGCAACGGCGACAGGGCGUCGCCCGCGUGGGAAGCCGAGCGAUUCGUCGAGGACACAGAGACGGAGGUGCCCCCUGGCGGCAGCGGCGGCGGCGUCCCGCGCUCGGACAGCCAGCUGAGCCUGUCGGCGAGACUCAAGGCGAACUCUCUCGUCGGGCGCCUCGCGUCCGCCAUGUCCUCCUCCUCCUCGUCGGAUGGUCGCCACGACGACGACGCUCCCGCCGCGUCGGCGGAAGACGUGGAGUCGCUCUCGCUGGAGGACUGCGGGUUUCCUCUGGACAUGUUCGGCCGCGGCGCCGUCUGCCACCCGUACAUGAGUCUCUCGCACCUCGACCUCGCCGCCGACCCCGCCGUGACCUCGCUCGUCGGCGGCGCCACCAACGGCCUCUUCCGACACAAGCGCAAGCUGUUCGACGUCGUCGUCGACGUCGUCGCCGCGGACGACGGCGCGGCGGCGGCGCGCGUGGACGUCGUCGACCCCGACCUCGGGCGUCUGAUCGCGCUCACCGCCGCCGACCUGCGAUUCGCCGACCGCCUCGUGCGCACGGUCGCCGACGCCGAUGGCGAUGACUCGCUGUGGGAGGGCGGCGACGAGUGGAUACGGCUGCAGUUCAAGUGGUACCUCGUCGCCCUGCUGAGCACGUACGAGGCGGCGACGGUGAACCAGGCAGUGCAGCAGACAGGCCGUGCGGUGGCGCACACGAGCAAGGCUGUGGGCAGCGCUCUCACACAGAUGUCAGGAUCCCUUAGCUCGUGGCUCGGCUGGAAGUGA